Lachancea dasiensis is the source of this 1662-nucleotide messenger RNA. Lineage: Eukaryota; Fungi; Ascomycota; Saccharomycetes; Saccharomycetales; Saccharomycetaceae. The record is from the annotation of a GenBank genome assembly.
AUGAAACUACAAACUGCUUUGCCAGUGGCCAUGGCCGCUGCUGUUGGGUCGGCUUUGGUGCUGCCCGAGGUUGAGGAAGCCUCCCACGAAAUUGCUGUCCGCGUCAAGAAUGCCUUGCACGCAGGAGAGUCCGUUGUAGAGUCAUUUGCUAAGGAAAUCACUCAUACUGCUGCUUCCAAGGGUGAGCCUCUGAAAUUGGCGCCUCUCGUAGGGGCGCGUGAGAUGGCCCUUGUCAUUCCUCACCGCUACAUCGUGGUGUUCAAGAAGGACGUUACCGCACAAGAGGCGGACUUUCACCGCGAAAUCAUAUCUGAGGCGCACGCCCAAACGGUCGCAAAGCUUUCCCUUUCGGACGCAUUUUUUGCUGCCACCACAGGCGCCGAAGGCCCUGAAGCGGAGGAAGGGUUCCGUGCCCUUUCUCCCGAAGGAGGUAUUCACGACACCUUCGAAGUCGACGGCUUGUUGAAGGGUUACAUUGGCUAUUUCACCUCGGAGAUUGUGGAUUUCAUUCGUAUGAACCCUCUUGUUGACUUCGUUGAACAAGACUCCAUGGUGUACGCCCAAGAAUUCGACACCCAAAACGGCGCACCAUGGGGGUUGUCGCGUAUUUCGCAUCGUGAGAAGUUGAACCUUGGUUCAUUCAACAAGUAUCUUUACGAUGAUGCAGCUGGUAAGGGUGUGACUUCCUAUGUUAUCGACACCGGUAUCAAUGUCGACCACAAGGACUUUGAGGGCAGAGCCGUUUGGGGUAAAACGGUGCCAACCAACGAUCUAGACCAAGAUGGUAACGGUCACGGCACCCACUGUGCCGGAACUAUCGCCUCUAAGCACUAUGGUGUUGCCAAAAACGCUGAGGUUGUUGCCGUCAAGGUUUUGAGAUCCAACGGAUCCGGUUCAAUGUCGGACGUGGUCAAGGGCGUUGAGUUUGCUGCCAAAUCUCAUCAAGAUGCUGUCAAGAGCAACAAGAAGGGAUUUAAAGGCUCCACUGCCAAUAUGUCGUUAGGGGGUGGCAAAUCACCUGCCCUUGACUUGGCUGUUAACGCCGCAGUCAAGGCUGGUCUGCAUUUUGCUGUCGCCGCCGGAAACGAAAAUCAAGAUGCCUGUAACACUUCCCCAGCCUCUGCUGAAAAUGCCAUCACUGUUGGUGCCUCCACUUUGGCCGACGACAGGGCUUAUUUCUCCAACUGGGGUAAAUGUGUCGACAUUUUUGCUCCUGGAUUGAAUGUCUUGUCGACCUACAUCGGUUCUGAAUCUGCUACGGCCACUCUAUCCGGUACAUCCAUGGCCUCUCCACACGUUGCUGGUCUUUUGACAUAUUUCUUGUCGUUACAACCGGACUCUGACAGCGAGUAUUACCACGCUGCCGGUGGUAUUACUCCUGCCCAGCUCAAGAAAAAGUUGAUUUCAUACAGUACUAAGAAUGUUCUAGGUGACCUACCGGAGGAUACACCUAACUACCUCAUUUACAAUGGUGCAGGCCAAGACCUCGACGACUUCUGGGGCCUAGACGUGUCUGACGGAAAGGCUACCACUGAGGAAGAAGCGAGCAAGCAAGGUGCUGUGGCCGCAGAGCUUGAAAAUCUUGUCGACUCUUUGGGUGAGAAAACUGACGCUGUUUAUGAAGAAAUUAGACAUGUUUUCGACAAGAUGAACAUAUUGUGA